GUGUUUGUCGAUCGAAACUGGUGAGCAAUGGAAGAAGAGAAUAAUAAGCGAUGGGAUGUAGCGUACACCAAGCACAUCAAUCAGAAGCUUAAAGUUUAUCAUGAAGGUUUCUUAGAUCUUCACAUUCCAACCAACAAGCUGAAACUAUACGAUGAGUCCGACAAGCUUCUAGAAUUCAGGAUGUUGAGAAAAGAUGAAGUCGUUAGCGAUGGCCAAACCCUCACUUUCGCUCCCUAUUCUGUUGACGUUGGCACUCUUCAGUCCCCUCCUCAUCUUAAUCCUUUAGAUACCAGAUGGAAGAGAAAUGAAGGCAGGUCUAUGAAUCGAAGUCUGAGCCCUUCGCAAAAGAUAAUCAGAGAAUUCAAGAAGACUGAAAUUCGAAAAUAUGUUGCUCAACAAACGGGUCCAACUGCAACAAUAUCUAGUUUCUCAGCUAAGUGCAUUAUUUCUAUCUGCCAGGAAAUAGAAAAAAACUCUCUUCAUUGUGGGGAGCAAAGGAAGAAUCGGUCCAAUUAUCUGCUCCUCGCUUCUUCAGAAGCACAGAUUGAGUUCUUGACUAUAUCUGUUUCAUUUGUUUAUCCUUUCUCAUGUGUUGAAAUAUGA
Molecule: messenger RNA, 603 nt
Organism: Hibiscus syriacus
Lineage: Eukaryota; Viridiplantae; Streptophyta; Magnoliopsida; Malvales; Malvaceae
Exons: 5
Coding region: 28-603 (191 amino acids)
Biological process (GO): double-strand break repair
Cellular component (GO): site of double-strand break; nucleus
Source: RefSeq, a predicted model, not a curated record